ACAUUAAACAAUGGGUAAGUGAUAAUACACCAUUGUCUCCAUAAAAAGGGUCGCUUUUAUGCUUCACUUCUUGGAAGACUGAAUCUCAGUACUCGACUCUCCAUUCACUCUCGUCUUCACUGUGAUGGAAUGGGAUCUUCCAACUUCAUGAUUCAGCUUCACAAUCACAGUUAAUUUCUGGAAAAAUGGGUAGACGGAGAACUUUAGACGAAGUAAAAGGCCAAGCCUUUGAGCCUCCUUCUUCACCACCACCAUCGUACUAUCUUUCUCAGCCGCGUCUCCCAUCUUCUUCACCGCCCAAUUUCGGAUCUCAUGAUGGUUUCUUCAAUUUAAACGACAAGGUGAGUCCGAGUAUGCUGCUUGUCAUCAUAAUUCUGGCAAUUGUUUUCUUCAUUUCUGGGUUGAUUCACCUGCUCGUUAGAUUCCUGUGGAGACCUCAACCCAGAGACCCAGAGGAUUCGGACAAUGUGUCUGCUCUUCAAGGUCAAUUGCUGCAACUGUUUCACCUUCAUGAUGCUGGCGUUGACCAGUCCUUCAUUGAUAACACCCUCCCUGUGUUCCAUUACAAAGCCAUCAUAGGAUUGAAGGACCCAUUUGAUUGUGCUGUGUGCUUGUGUGAAUUUGAAGCUGAUGAUAAGCUCAGAUUGUUACCCAAAUGUAGCCACGCCUUUCACAUGGAGUGCAUAGAUACUUGGCUCUUGUCUCACUCAACUUGUCCUCUCUGCAGAGCUAGCUUGAUUUCUGAUUUCUCCCCCACCAAUACAUGUUCCUCUCCUUUUGUCUUCGUUCUAGAAUCUGGGAGUGAGAGUUCCAGAGAGAUUGUUCCAGAAAGAGAGAGUACAGUUGGUAGGACCAGUUCUGUGGUUGAAGACAACGAACUUGGGUUGACCCAUAUAGAUUUGUCACACAAAUCUGUUGAUUUAAGUUCAGAUGCUAAUCCUUGCCAGACUAAAGCUGGGGAAUCACAUGAGAAAGUGGUCAAUGUGAAGCUGGGAAAGUUCAGGAAUGUGGACUGUGUUGGUGAAGGAAGCAGUACAGACAUGGGAGAAGCUAGAAGGUGUGUUUCUAUGGGGUCAUUUGCUUAUGUCAUGGACGAGAAUUCUUCACUUCAGGUACCAGUAAGAGCGACUUUGAAGAAGCAGUCAAGUAAGAAACCUGCUUUACCAUUAACACCAGGACGCAGGAUCGCCAUGUCAGAGUGUGACUGUGAGUCCACGAGAGAUUUCAGGUUCACAGGUUUUGACGCAGCCAAAGGUAUUGAGAGUUCUGCUGAGACUGGAAGUAUCGAGAGAAGCAGAAAAGAGAGCUUUUCGGUUUCAAAGAUUUGGCUUCGAGGAAAGAGAGAGAAGCCACAUGAUGCUGUGGCUGAUUCGUCAAGGAGGGCUGUUUCGUUUCGAUUCUCAGCACAAAGUAACGAGGUUGCGAGGGAUGAUUCGAAGGAAAGGAAUGGGAAAUCUGAGAUUGAGAUUGCGAUGGAAAAUGAUGAGGAAAAUCAGAGCUGUUACAGUGUGGAUUCUCAGGGCAGAGCACCCUCAUUUGCCAGAAGAACUCUGCUGUGGCUUACUGGAAAACAGAACAAGGUUGUUCAUUCAUCUUCUGAUUCAAACUUCUAGUUUCUGUCAUUCAUUGUUUUGGUAAAUCUAUGAUUCUUUAAUCUAUAUGUGUUGGUUCAAGUAGAAUUGUCGAAUAUGCAAUAUAUGUUUCCACACAAAUCUAUGAUUCUGGAAUCUGAAUAGUGAAUACCCCAUAUCUUCUGCAUUUGGUUUUCA
This is a messenger RNA of Prosopis cineraria, 1769 nucleotides long. RefSeq names its product RING-H2 finger protein ATL13-like. The coding region runs from base 186 to 1613 and encodes 475 amino acids. The record is from RefSeq and is a predicted model, not a curated record. The transcript has a single exon. Lineage: Eukaryota; Viridiplantae; Streptophyta; Magnoliopsida; Fabales; Fabaceae.